Fraxinus pennsylvanica is the source of this 426-nucleotide messenger RNA. NCBI's taxonomy places the organism in Eukaryota, Viridiplantae, Streptophyta, Magnoliopsida, Lamiales, Oleaceae. The record is from the annotation of a GenBank genome assembly.
AUGAAGACUCUCAAGCAAUCAGUGUUUGAGUAUAUUUCUUUUAUGGACAUGGAUAUCGACAAAGCCAAUGCUGCUAAACAAAGAGAUAAAUUUGAGUUUUUGAGUGCGAAAAUGGUACAAACACUUAAACUUCAUUCGCUCAACAUUUCAUCUGACUUUAAGGCGACGUUGAAGAUUAUCCAUUCUAAAAUCAGCUCUUUGUUAGCCAAAAAUGUCGAGUUGAAGGCCAAGAGUGCUCAAUAUCUUCAUGAUGUAUCUGAAAAAGAGUCUUUGCUUCAAGAGAUUGAUAAAACUAAGGUCGAAUUAAACAAAAUCUCCUCUAAAGUUAUGGUUGAGGAUUCCUUGAUGAUAAGCUUAGCUCUAGAGAUAAAGGAACUUCAAGCAAAGAUGAACCACUGUAAGGCUAGAUUAGCUGCCGAAGCGUAA